AUGGCCAACCUUAUCACCCAGGCCCAUCAAGAGACUUUCAAAAUUCCCUCUGUCCCCAGUUCGGUUACCUCGGACCAAAAUGGACAUGCUGAAUUGGCUGCUGAAGUAGCUGCUUGUAAGAGAAUCCAGAAUAUCGAGGCCAAGUUGGCUCCCCUUAAGGAGCAACUCCAGCAUCACCCUCUCUACACCAUUAUCGACAACAUCGAUGAACUUCGUUACUUCAUGACCAACCAUAUUUUUGCUGUUUGGGACUUCAUGAGUUUACUCAAGGCAAGUAUUAUUUAUCAUCGUUUGAGCAAGAAUCGAGCAUAAGACAUAAUAUUUUAUCCAUUACAGGCGCUCCAGCAAUCUUUGACUUGCAUCACCGUUCCUUGGCACGCUCAGGGAUCUCGUAUUGCCAGACGUUUGGUGAAUGAGAUUGUGUUGGGAGAAGAGUCUGAUGAACUUGGCGGACAAUUCAUCUCUCAUUGCGAGUUCUAUCAAGAGAGUAUGGCUGCUGCUGGAGCUGAUGACUCUGCCCUGAGGGCAUUUGCCGAUGAAUUAGUUAGACUUGGAGACUGCAGCCAGAAGAACUUGGAAGCCUCCUUCAAGAAGGCCAAUGUCCCCGAACCCGCUGCCAGAUUUGUAACCAGAACAUUUGAGUUCUUGAGAAGUCAGAAGACCCACGUUAUCGCUUCGGCCUUCACAUUUGGCCGCGAAGAUCUAAUCCCCAUUAUGUUCCAAAGUUUCCUCGAUGAGAUGAACAAAGAAGCCAAGGGUGCUCUGGAUUUGUUUGUUCUUUAUUUGGAGAGACACAUUGAAGUGGAUGGAGAUGAUCAUGGGCCCAUGUCUUGUAAAAUGGUGAUGGAAUUGUGUGGAGAAGACGAUCAGAAGUGGAUGGAUGCUGAGGAGGCAGCCUUCUCAGCUCUUCAAGCACGUGUUCAACUCUGGGAUGGGAUCUACGAGAACGUGAAGAAGGGAAAGACCAAAGUCUAA
Bursaphelenchus xylophilus (pine wood nematode) is the source of this 975-nucleotide messenger RNA. The record is from the annotation of a GenBank genome assembly. Lineage: Eukaryota; Metazoa; Nematoda; Chromadorea; Rhabditida; Aphelenchoididae.